CACCGCUGCAACAUUUGUGAUAUAUUCACAUUAUAGUUUCACAGGCACGGUCAAUUAUCUUGCAAUGAUCACUCUCACUAAGGUCCUGGCGUUGCUAUCCCUUUCGAGCCUGGUCACAAGCUCGCCAACCCCGCAACCUGGAGCUCCUGUCGCAGUCCUUGCCAAUGGCUCGUACUACGGUGUCUACAACGCUGAAUAUGACCAAGAUUUCUUUCUCGGCAUGCCCUACGCCCAGGCACCUGUUGGUGACUUGAGGUUGGCCAGGCCCCAGAGCUUGAACACGUCCUGGUCGAGUAGCCGUAACGCUACCCAGUACGGGUUCUCUUGCAUCGGAUAUGGCCCCGAGUCAUCUAUGGCGAGCCAGAAUGAUGAAGACUGUCUCAAUCUAGCUGUCAUCCGCCCAGCACGGGUGAAUGAAACAAUGCCUGUAUUGGUCUGGAUCCAUGGAGGCGGCUUCACUGAAGGCAGCAGUUCGACUCCGUACUACAACACUUCAUUCCUUGUACAGCGUUCUCAAGAAAUUGGCGAGCCUAUCCUUGCUGUGAGCAUAAACUAUCGCUUGGCGGCCUGGGGCUUUAUGUGGUCAGAUCAAAUCGUUGAGCAGGGUUUGACCAAUGUUGGAAUGAGGGAUCAAAGGAUGGCAUUGCACUGGGUUCAAGAGAACAUUGCUGCCUUUGGAGGAGAUCCCUCACGAGUAACCAUUAUGGGAGAGAGCGCUGGAGCUGUAUCUGUCAACAAACAUAUCCUCGCCUUCAAUGGUCGCGAUGAUGGUCUGUUCCAACAAGUCAUAUCGCAGUCCGGACCAGCGGCAGGCCAAGGCCCUUGGGAGAGGACCCAAGAAAAACUUGGACGUGCUACACUGAACAUAACAGAAACCCUAUGUCCAGAUGCAGAGGAUCAGCUGGCAUGUCUACGCCGGGUUGACACGAAGGCUCUCGAUGACGCUAUCAAAAUUUCCUUGACGAUCCCUUCUGCGGGUUCCCUGUAUGGCCCUGUGCCUGAUGGCGACUUCAUGACCGGCUCAUCUGCGCAGCAACUGAAGGAAGGCAACUUUCCAGCUAUCAGAUAUCUCAUCGGUUCCUGCACCGAUGAGGCGUCGUUAUUUGUGGACACCGGAAUCAAUAGUGAUAGCGAACUUCACGAUACGUUGUCUGGUAUCUAUAUGGGUCUGAACUUCACUUCAGCAACAACCCUUAUGUCGGCUUACAGUAGCAACGACAACGACUUGGGACACCAGGGACUUUCGAACACGCACCUAAACGCGACCGUGGGAUACCAAUACAGGCGACUGAGCACCAUCAUGACUGAUGCCAUUUGGAAAGCGGGCGUGCAUUUUACAGCUGAACAGUGGAACGUACACAACAAAAGCGAAGUCUUCGUCUACAACGCCGAGGUACCAUUUUCCACGGUUCCGCAAUGGGUUGGCGCGUCCCACGGUUUCGAUCUCGCCUACAUGUUCAACAAUGUGAACGGAUCAGGUUGGGAAGGAACGCAUCCUCCUUGGGAAGGCCCAAACCCACUCGAGGGCUUAGGGCAGCCAUCAUUGGAUCUAGCACGUGACAUGUCUGCGAUGUGGGUUGGUUUUAUCAACUCAGGUGUACCAAAAUACGACCAACAGACAUCACCAGAAUGGCCAGCUUACCGUGAGUCUGAUCAGCAAAUUUAUUACUUCGCUGCUGGGCCGACCGGUUUGAAUAACACUGUUGGAAAAGAGCAACGAGUUUCGAACUUGAAACUGAUGGCUAGUCUCGUGUACUAGGCCCAAACUUUUAGCCAUUAUCAAGAUCUACAAUGACUGCUCCGUGCCAGCAAAUAGCAUGCAUACAAUAUCGAUGCAGGAUUAAAAGAUUAGAGAAGUGCACCUUGAGUCGAGUCUGCUAAUCUUGCUCGCCAAAGUUUGGUCCCGUUCAAGAUGAAGAGUUCACCGAUCCCUCCAAAGCAUAAGUUGGCCACACCACC
Molecule: messenger RNA, 1959 nt
Organism: Boeremia exigua
Lineage: Eukaryota; Fungi; Ascomycota; Dothideomycetes; Pleosporales; Didymellaceae
Product: Alpha/Beta hydrolase protein
Exons: 6
Coding region: 65-1759 (564 amino acids)
Molecular function (GO): hydrolase activity
Source: RefSeq, a predicted model, not a curated record